This is a messenger RNA of Paraphaeosphaeria sporulosa, 763 nucleotides long. RefSeq names its product glutaredoxin. The transcript is spliced from 3 exons. NCBI's taxonomy places the organism in Eukaryota, Fungi, Ascomycota, Dothideomycetes, Pleosporales, Didymosphaeriaceae. The record is from RefSeq and is a predicted model, not a curated record. The coding region runs from base 75 to 551 and encodes 158 amino acids.
AUUUGCGGCGAACGCGGAGGUUUACCAAUCGACCACCGUUCACCUUCCCAUCACCAACUCCUACACAAAUCACCAUGUUCUCAAGAAGAGCUUUCCCAUCGGCCUUCAGCGCCGCGACACGGGCGACUCGCCCCCUCGCCUCGGCCGCAGCUCCCCGCUUCCUGACGCCUAUGCAGAUGCGCAUGCUCUCCGAUGACAUGCGCCAGGCCAUCGACAAAGCUGUCGCGUCAGCUCCCGUAGUUUUGUUCAUGAAGGGGACACCCGAGACACCACAGUGCGGCUUCUCGCGCGCGAGCAUACAGAUUCUGGGCAUGCAGGGCGUGGACCCGGAGAAGUUUACGGCUUUCAAUGUGCUAGAGGAUAACGAUCUGCGAUCGGGCAUCAAAGAGUACUCAGAGUGGCCCACGAUACCCCAGCUCUACGUUGACAAGGAGUUCGUCGGUGGAUGCGAUAUUCUGAUGACCAUGCAUCAGGACGGCUCGCUGGCCAAGAUGCUUGAAGAGAAGGGUGUCCUGGUACCAGCGGAGAACGAUGCUGAGCCGCCAAAAUAGAGCCUCCGUUAUGGGAUUAAAUAGCUAGGAGCAAAGGAGAUGGAAGGAGCAGGGAAAUAGCCCACGAGGGUUGUACCGGGGACGAUGUAAGAUUGAUGCUGUAUACUUACCAGCUGUCCAUGAAGCGUUGCUCAAAGAUAGCAAUGUAUUUCGCGGGGACUUGAUGCGAAGUCGCUCUUACGCGUACUCGGUGCUUUAUGAUCUGAUCGCAU